This is a messenger RNA of Emiliania huxleyi CCMP1516, 192 nucleotides long. RefSeq lists its product as hypothetical. The transcript has a single exon. NCBI's taxonomy places the organism in Eukaryota, Haptophyta, Isochrysidales, Noelaerhabdaceae. The annotation marks the transcript as partial. The record is from RefSeq and is a predicted model, not a curated record.
GCUGAGAAGCCCAUCCUCAUCGAGGCCGACAGCCGGCCCAACGCACCCGACGGCUCCGCGCGCGGCAAGCCUGCCAGCACACCCGACAGCUCCGCGCGCGGCAAGCCUGCCAGCACACCCGACAGCUCCGCGCGCGGCAAGCCUGCCAGCACACCCGACGGCUCCGCGCGCGACAAGCCUACCAGCGCGGCU